ACCUCAAAAUCAAAAUAUGUCCAAAUGAGAACACGACAAGUUUAAUGAGUUAAUUACAUUCGAACCAGACCUUAUCUUCGCAAACUCAAACCCCUCCUCCUUGCCGGCGACGCUUCUCUACUGAACAUAUCAGUAAAUCAUCACCGUCAUCUCAAUUUUCUUCAUCUUUACCCUCUCCGUCAAUGGCGAUUCCCUUGCCUCUCACUUCUUACUCGCCAAUCUCAACUUCUUCUUCUAUUUCCCGAACCUCUUUCGUCACUCUCACGCCUCGCCAUCGUAACCACUUCUCCGAUCAGAAUAUCAGUAGGCAUCUACCUAUCAGCUGCUCUUUGUCUUCGUCCCCGAGCAAUGGUUCAACUCCAGACUCUAUGAAUGGGAGUGGGUUAAACGGCCAGUCAUCGUUUCCUGGAAUGCCUUCGUUCGAUGGAGCAUCUAACCCACCGCUUAAAUGGAGAAGGGUUUUGCUUAAAGUCAGUGGUGAAGCUCUUGCUGGAGACGAGCAACAGAAUAUUGACCCAAAGGUUACUAUGUCCAUUGCGAGAGAAGUUGCAGCAGUGACUCGGCUUGGCAUUGAGGUUGCGAUUGUUGUUGGAGGAGGAAACAUCUUUCGUGGAUCCACCUGGGCUGGAUGCAGUGGCCUUGAUCGCUCCUCUGCUGAUUAUAUCGGGAUGAUGGCAACUGUGAUGAAUGCAAUAUUUCUUCAAGCGACAAUGGAGAGCAUCGGCAUCCCAACACGUGUCCAAACCGCUUUCCGAAUGUCGGAAGUCGCAGAGCCGUACAUUAGAAGACGAGCAAUUAGACAUCUAGAGAAAGGCAGGGUUGUGAUAUUCGCAGCCGGAACAGGCAAUCCGUUCUUCACAACUGAUACUGCAGCAGCUCUUCGUUGUGCUGAAAUUAACGCAGAAGUAGUGCUGAAGGCUACGAACGUUGAUGGAGUCUUUGACGAUGAUCCUAAACGAAACCCAAACGCUCGCCUCCACGAAUCACUAACAUACCAAGAAGUAACCUCAAAGGAUCUCUCUGUGAUGGAUAUGACUGCUAUCACUUUAUGCCAAGAAAACAACAUCCCAGUUGUGGUUUUCAAUCUAUCUGAGCCUGGAAACAUUGCGAAAGCAAUCAGAGGAGAGAGAGUUGGCACAUUGAUUGGAGGAACUUGGAACUCUAUUGUUGCUGCCACAUGAAGAAUCUUCUUCCUUUAUAUGGUAACUUAGGUCAGGAGAAUCUUACAACUUCUAUAUAUAGCUUGCAGAAACCUCUUUACUUCCUAGGAACGUUAUCUGUCUGAAAAGUUUUGGAAGUUAACUGAGAUGUUAUUAUAUAAUAUAUAGUUUACAUUACAAAUACACAAAACUCAUUUAAAACCCCUUUGGGCUAUUUUUGGAUAAUGUCAAAUUAAUAAAAUUACAUAAAAUGUAAAUAAUAAAAAAAACUAAUAAUCUAUUCUCUAAGGAUCCCAAAUGUGACUGAAGAAAUCAGCAAAAGUUGGUGACGCCAAACUAGCAUAACCAGGGCUCAUUAAUCCUGCCGGCGAAAAUAAUCCAGGCGGCAACGCCGGCGAGAACAACCCACCUAGGUGAAACAUCGGAGAGAAAAUUCCGGCGGGAACGGUCGGUAACAUAGCCGGAGACGGCGAGAGUAUUCCCGGCGCAUAACAACCGAACUCAGCUGCUUCUUCCAUAGCCGUCGAGCUUUCCACCGGUUCCUUUCCUCCUCUCGGGCUAGCAUUCUCCGUCGCGGCGAGUCUCGCCGCCGGUGAUACAUCUCCGUCGUUUCUUGAUUCGAGGAAGACCUCGGAGGAGAUCCCGGUGAGACGCUGGACGACGUUCAUGAAAUCGGAGGUUGUGGUGUGCACGACUUUCGGCGAGACGGCGUAGAUAACCACCGGCUCUCGAGGAGGGUAGAGCGGAGCUUGGUCGCGGUGAUGCUGAGGAGGUGGAGCAGGGUGCCUGGGAGGUUUCUUGAUCUUGUGAGAGUCUUUGUUGACGCUUAGAGGCGAAGGACGAGGGCCACAGAUCUGAAGCUGACGUUUUGGAGUCUGUUGAUCGAAAGGAUUACCGCCGGCGAAGUGCUCCGACGGAUCCAUUAAAAGCUUGGGGAGAGCUUCUCUCGUUCACUACUUUUUGUUGUAGAGAGUUUGGAUCCAACUUGUUUCUUCUCUGUGUUUGGUCUGAGAAAUUGAAGGGAUGUUUUGACGACGAGUAUAUUGACCAAAACAUCAACACACAAAGUUAUUUUUGUUUUCUGAGACCGAUUAGUUUGACUUUCAAAAUAUUGACUUUUUGUUUC
Brassica napus (rape) is the source of this 2286-nucleotide messenger RNA. Its product is annotated as uridylate kinase. Bases 183 to 1181 code for a protein of 332 amino acids. The transcript has 7 exons. Gene Ontology annotation, biological process: UDP biosynthetic process. NCBI's taxonomy places the organism in Eukaryota, Viridiplantae, Streptophyta, Magnoliopsida, Brassicales, Brassicaceae. The record is from RefSeq and is a predicted model, not a curated record. Gene Ontology annotation, cellular component: cytoplasm. Gene Ontology annotation, molecular function: UMP kinase activity.